Thunnus maccoyii (southern bluefin tuna) is the source of this 1869-nucleotide messenger RNA. It is a transcript of the gene lrrc3ca, whose product is annotated as leucine rich repeat containing 3Ca. The record is from RefSeq and is a predicted model, not a curated record. NCBI's taxonomy places the organism in Eukaryota, Metazoa, Chordata, Actinopteri, Scombriformes, Scombridae. Bases 537 to 1331 code for a protein of 264 amino acids. Gene Ontology annotation, molecular function: protein binding. The transcript is spliced from 2 exons.
GAUCCUCCCAGCAGCGUGAAUUAUACCCAGCUAUUAAGGCGAGUUCUGUGCGUAAAUGCAUUGCGCGCGUGUGUCUGCCAUUUUCAACAUUGCAUAAUAUUCAUUUUUUUUGUCAUAUACAUGGAUCAGAGUCGGUGAGACACCGCCAUCAAUGACAGGCUUCUCCUUUGACAAUUCGCACCGGCUCCAGCAAUGCUGCCUAGUUUUUUGGUUGCGUGGAAACUAAAAGGCUGCACUGAGCGAGCCCUGAACUGUAGAAGCAUUUCCAGUGGCGCGUCGUGGCUGCCACAGCGGCUCCCAGCACAAGUUUAACGAGCUACGAGAGGACCUGAUGGAAGCCAAACCAAAAUAUUGACCGAAACGCCUUUUGGGGAGCGCACUGUACGAUUUUACGAGGACACUUUCUGAGACACACAUCAUGGGAAGAAGAGGAGAGGCGGCACAGACGUGAGUGCUCAACAGCUACUGGGGAAGUUGAUGUGUACUUCAGCCCCUUCAUCCAGGUGGUCCUCCCUGGAGCAUGCCCAUAUCCCACAAUGUCCCUGCUGGCAGACUGGCUACUGCGCCACUCAGUGGUCAUGUGUUUGCUGCUGCACAGCCUGGUGCUGAUGACCUUUUGCUUCCACCAUGCUGCCACCAGUUGCUCCAAGAAUUGCUAUUGCUCUGAGAGCGAGAGCGGCGGAAAGACGGUGCGCUGCAGCAAUCUGCAGCUCACAGAGAUCCCCCAGGACAUCCCCAAUGACACACGACGUGUCUACUUGGACUUCAACCUCUUCACUACAGUCCCAACUAAUGCUUUUUCAGGUUUGCCUCAUCUGGUUGAGCUGGAUCUAUCACACAAUGAGUUAAGUCAGCUGGAACCAGGGGCAUUCAGAGGCCUGGGCUCCUCACUACAGUUCCUAGACCUUUCUUCUAACAAGUUAGUCAAUUUUAACCCUGAGUCCUUUGAGGGCCUGCGGGCUCGCGCCAACUUAACAAACAAUCCAUGGCAUUGUGACUGCAACUUGCAGAUGGCUAUGCCUCACGUUCACCUGGAGCCUGCAUCAUUGACGGGCAUUGUGUGCCAGACUUCAGAUCCAGAGGAAAUACGUGUUCAAGGACUUGCCUUCCUGUUGGUGCCAGACAUAGAUCUAUGUGUGGUGAUGAAGAGGACUACAGAUGUGGCCAUGCUGGUCGUCAUGUUUGGCUGGUUCACCAUGGUCAUCUCCUACCUGGUCUACUAUGUCAGGGCUAAUCAGGAGGAUGCCCGCAGACACCUGGAGUAUCUCAAGUCAUUGCCCAGCAGACAGGGCAAGUCAGAGGAGUCUUCCACCAUUAGUACUGUGGUAUAGGGCUGACGGAACUACACACUGGACCUGAAGUGGUAACCCUCACUAAACAGGAUGGAGUUACAACAACAACAACUACAUGGUCAUCAUCAGUUGUAGACAGUUCUGCCUAGCUGUUGUAAUGGAGCCAAGGUGGGCAACAAGACAUGUACCUGCACAAGAAAACCAGGCCGAUACAACCUAGCCUAGAUGAAUUAUUCAUCUUUCAGUGGCCCAUUAGGAGUUUUUGUUGGCUGACUUGAUGGUCUACUCUGUGCACUAAGGGAGUAAAAGCAGUGGCAUGUUUUUGGUGAACUCCAAAUAUGGGAUGUAAAUGGGAUUUAUUCAGUGGUGCAUGCACCUUGAUGCGCCUCUCUGACACACAUAUUAUUCAGGAGGCAACAUCAAACAGCAACAGCGGAAUAAGCAACACCAAUGUUGGGAACUGUUACUUCAGUCCAUGUACAACUCUUUUCAGUUACAAUCAUCCUUAUUUUACUCACCAGUAUAUUAUCAGUAAAAUGAUGUUUUACAAUAAAAUAGCUGUUUGUGGAUUUCUCUU